AUUCAUAUAUAUAUAUAUAUAUGAGUAACAAAUUCCAUAAACGUAUUGCGUCUGGCCAUUUAAGCUCAACCAGAGACAUGUUGAGACAAAAAAGGGAGAAAGAGAAAGAUAAGGGACGGUUUCAGCUUACUGCCCAUGAAAUGAAAAUGAAAUAGGGAGGGAAGUUUCGAAUCUUGAUGAUGGGCUUUUUGUUGGAAUGAAAACACUCUUCCCCCUGAACAAGCCAUCCUUCUCAGUCCGCCAUCUCCAACAACUCUCGCCGCGUUCUCACUUGUCUUCUUCUUCUUCUUCUUCCAAGUCUACUGGGCCGAUCCGAAGCAGCAGAGUGGACAAAGCACUGAGAGUUCUUGACCUGAUAGCGCGAAGUCCCAAUGUCCCCACACCUCGCCAAAGCCACCUUAGGCUCAUUCAGGACUUCUUCCGGGCAGACCCAAAUGCACGCCCACGACACACAGUCCCUGAACCAGAGUUUCUCGCAGAAGCCGAACCGACUUCUCUGCCAUCUCAUCCUCGGAAGGAAAGGGAAGCGGUCGACGCGAUUGUUCUGUCGCGUGCCGUCAGCUCAUGUGGGUCCACCCGAGAUCUCUUUGGGGGGAUUCAGUUCCACUGCUUAGCAGUAAAAACAGGAUUCUUUGGCAAUUCCUACGUCGGAAGUUCUUUGAUCACCUUAUACAGCCGAUGCGGCGAGCUGGAGAAUGCGCACAAGGUGCUUGACGAAAUGUCCGUGAAGAAUGUAGUUUCGUGGACGGCUAUGAUAUCGGGCUAUGCCCAGGGCUGGCAGGUCAAUGCGUGCUUGAAGCUCUACGGCUCGAUGAGGAUUUCAGGCUCAGAGCCGAAUGAUCUCACGUUCGUGGGCCUCUUGGCUGCCUGCAUGGGCAGCGGGGCCCUUGGGCAGGGCAGGAGCGUCCACUGCCUAACAGUCCGUGCAGGCUUCAAUUCACACACCCACGUCGCAAACUCCCUCAUCUCCAUGUACUGCAAGUGCGGGGACAUUAAGGAAGCUUUGCAGGUAUUCAGGGACAUGCCCAGUAGGGAUAUCGUGUCGUGGAACUCAAUGAUUGCAGGCCACGCCCAGUUUGGUCAGGCAGUUCAAGCGAACAAGCUCUUCGAAGAGAUGAAGCAGAGGAAUGUCAAACCCGAUAGGAUCACUUUCCUUGGUAUCUUAUCAUCAUGUCGCCAUGCCGGUCUUCUGGAGCUGGGCCGGGAUUACUUCAACUCAAUGGCCAUGCACGGGGUGGAGCCUGAAUUGGGCCACUACUCGUGCAUUGUCGACCUCCUGGGCAGGAGCCGGAAGCUUGAAGAGGCUCGGAGCUUCAUUGAGAGGAUGCCUAUCAGCGCGAAUGGUGUGAUAUGGGGAUCGUUGCUCUCUUCUUGUAGGGUCCAUGGGGGUGUCUGGAUCGGGAUUGAGGCUGCAGAGAGUAGGCUGGUGCUGGAGCCUCGAUGUGCAGCCACUUAUGUUCAGCUUGCAAAUCUCUAUGCCAGUGUUGGUUACUGGGAUGAAGCUGCAAGGGUGAGGAAGUUCAUGAAGGAUAGAGGGCUUAGGACCUGUCCCGGAUACAGUUGGAUCGAGAUUUCUAAAAAAGUCCACAGAUUCAGAGCAGAAGAUGUGUCAAAUGAUAGCAGAGUUCACAUUCUAUCCAUCCUAGAUUGUUUGCUGGUUCAUAUGAGAAGUUUCGGUUAUUCGCCUGAGGUAUAUGAGGAAGAUGAUGAUGGAAUACUAUUUCGUGAAACAAUUUGAUUAGCAUGGAGCUUACACAAGAAAUGGAAAAAAGAUCCUUUAUUUAGAUGCUA
This is a messenger RNA of Punica granatum (pomegranate), 1791 nucleotides long. NCBI's taxonomy places the organism in Eukaryota, Viridiplantae, Streptophyta, Magnoliopsida, Myrtales, Lythraceae. The record is from RefSeq and is a predicted model, not a curated record.